Molecule: messenger RNA, 2015 nt
Organism: Oncorhynchus mykiss (rainbow trout)
Lineage: Eukaryota; Metazoa; Chordata; Actinopteri; Salmoniformes; Salmonidae
Product: spermatogenesis-associated protein 22
Biological process (GO): homologous chromosome pairing at meiosis; meiotic DNA repair synthesis; gamete generation
Source: RefSeq, a predicted model, not a curated record
AGAAAGUAUUUGACACUGAUGUAUGCCACAGAAAGUAUUUGACUAGACACAAAAUAAAAGUAAUUAGCGGGGGAGGGGGGAGAUUUUCCGAACAACACCAGUACCGAGUCAAUGUGCCGACAGUGAGUAGCAGCAGCAGUAUAUAUAUUUUUUUAAAGAUCGAGGGGUCAAUGCAAAUAGGCCAGGUUGACAUUUUAUUAAUUAGAAUGUGAUGUCAUAAACUUCAUGUCAUAAACUGAUGGCUGCAUUGUCAAAACAUUGUCAAAACUGUCAUGAGAAAAAUGUCUCAUGAUUGUUUGCUUUCCAGACUGCCUCUCUGUGCCUCUGUUUAACCAGAAGAAAAGGAGUAGGCUGCCUUUGACAUCCAAUCCCUCAGAGAAGAAAUUCUGUUCCGGCAAUGAAUACAUGCCUACACACAGCUCUGCUUCAUCCAUCAUCAACACAUCAGGUAACACAGGCUAUUACCAAGAUCAAGCCCCAAGGUGUCCUGCACCUGCUGUUCAGCACAAUCAGUGCAGCAGACAAAGCAACCAGCAGUCUCAACAAAUGUCUCAGUGUCCUAACAGUCAACCUGUUCCGGUACCUGUGGGGAGAAGCUUUGCACCUUCACACCCAUACAACACUGGGAAUACAGGUCUGCAGAUGGGACAGCCACCAGUGAGGCAGGACUCAAGAGCCCCUACAAACCCCAGACAGAGCAACUACAACGCCCCUUGCAGCAGUGGGAACACACAGAGCAAGCCGGUAUCCCCAAGCAGCUACUCUCAGAUGGGUCAGCAGCAGUCAGGUUACAGACAGAGACAGGACAACCCACCAGAGCCUCCUCUUUACUCCCAGCAGUCUAAACCCACUCCCCCUCCAAGCAGACCAAGUCACGGUCCUGGAACACAGAAGCAGAACACAUCCUGGAAGUUUAUAACCACCACCAACACUGGGCCACAGAAACAACUGAUGGAAGAUAGUAGAGACACAUAUCAAACUCAAAAUACCUCUCAGUCUCAGGUACAACAUGUCAAACCAGCAACUGAGAACUCUCUGAGGAUCCUGACUGCUGUCAUUGAUGGCAUUAGACACUGGAUCCAUUUCAAGGGCAGAGCCCCGUACCUAUUUGAGAUUUUCGCCACUCUUGACUCUGUAGUCACCGCCGGGUCUCAUGGAGCUAAGAACUUCCUCAUGAGAGAUGAGAAAGAGGUGGUGCAGUGUGUCUUCUAUGAAAAUGAGCUGGCGUUGCCCAGGCUGAUCCGAGGCCAGGUGCACCGCUGUGUGGGGAACUACGACCACACCAGGGACACCCUCACCUGUGUGUCUGUCAGGGCCGCUCUGCCCUCAGAGCAGAGGAACGCACAUGAGUCUAUCAAAGCCUCGGAUGCUGAGAUGAGGGACCUGGUGAAAUCACUCAGUGAAGUCUGAUCAGCAGCACAGAAACACAUAAGGGAGCUUCCAGCAACUGUUCAAAGGCAAAACAAUUGUCUUUGCCAAUGGGUUCUUGAGUAUCACUACAUGGCAAGUGCUCUCCACUAUUAGAAACUGUAUAUAGAGUCCUACUGUAUGUAGAUCCUUGACAUGUCUGAAGAUUCUCCAGGGAUGAGUAGUACGUGAUACCCCUAUUUUAUUUUUGAAAGAAUAUUCUGAACUGGGCAGUUCAAGUGUAUACAGUUUCACCUGCUUGCCUGUAAAGGGCGCCAUCUGUUUGUGACAAGCAACAUAUUAAGAUUGUGUGUUUAUGAAUUUCCCAAUGUUAAAUAUGUACGUGCAUCUGUAUAUCAUCAGAUUACAGGUAAGAUAUUUCAUAUUUUUCUUGUGUAUAUAAUACUUAACACAUAAAAAAUGUAAUAUGUGCAAUUCUGGUUUUGGACACAAAAUAAAACCCCCUUCUCUUCCUCAGUUAAAUGUUUAAUUACAAAGAAAAUUCACAGAACAGCAAACAUUGUUAAGAGGGAAGUUUCAGAUAAAACAAACAUUGUUGAUGUAAUAAGUCAAAUUAUAUAUUUGGGGGGGGGGGGGGGGGGGGGCAG